UUCAACUUCUCUUCAGUUUCUCUUCCUUUCUUCUUCUCUUCUCCAAACCCUAACCGAAACUAGAUUUCACUGCAUUCUUCCACUUCACUCGAUGAUCACCGAUUCUUCCAUGGCGAUCCCUGCUUCAUUGAACGAUUCCGUCUCUCUCGAACGGAAAUUCCUCAAGCAUAUCCGUGAUAACGUUCACGGCAACAUCUUCCUCGAGCCUAUCUUUUUGAAGUUUGUUGACACAGAACAAUUUCAAAGACUCCGUGAUUUGAAGCAGCUCGGCCUAAGUCACAUGGUUUACCCUGGGGCUGUCCAUUCUCGUUUUGAGCAUUCACUAGGUGUUUAUUGCCUGGCUGGGAAAGCUAUUGAUAUCAUUAAAAAAUACCAGGGCCCUGAGCUUGGUAUUGAUCGAUUUGACGUAUUGGCAGUUAAACUUGCUGGAUUACUGCAUGAUGUUGGUCAUGGGCCCUUCAGCCACACUUUUGAGCGCGGGUUCCUUCCCCUGGUUCUUAAUGGCCCCACUUGGUCUCAUGAGGAAAUGUCUGAGAAAAUGAUAGAUUACAUUGUUGAUGAACACAAUAUUGAUUUGGAUUCUCAACUCCUCAAAAAAGUGAAGGAAAUGAUCACUUCUAGCUCUGUCCAUCCUCCCCAAAGAGAGAAGAAGUUCUUAUAUGAUAUUGUUGCAAACGGUCGCAAUGGAAUUGACGUUGACAAAUUUGACUACAUUGUUCGUGAUUCACGUGCUUGUGGCCUAGGGUGCAACUUUCAGCCAGAGAGAUUGAUGGAGACCAUGCAAGUUAUGGAUGACGAAAUUUGUUAUCGCUCUACAGAUUAUCUGACAACUCACAAGUUAUUUGCAACCCGUGCUGAUUUGCAUAGAACAGUCUACACACAUGCAAAAGUAAAGGCAAUUGAGUUGAUGGUUCUGGAUGCACUGGUGAAAGCAGAUCCAUAUCUUCAUAUUGCAUCCUCAAUUCAUCAACCAUCUGAAUUUUGGAAGUUAGACGACUCAGUUCUCAAAACAAUUGAAUGUUCUUCCAAUCAUGAACUGGAGGAAUCCAGAAAGUUGGUUCUACGCAUUCGCAGAAGGGAUCUAUACCAGUUAUGCAAUGAAUUUUCUGUUCCAAAGGAAAAACUAGACAACUUCAAAAGCAUCACACCCCAAGACAUUGUCUGUUCCCAGAUCAAUGGGACCAAUUUGAAAGAAGAUGAUGUCGCUGUGAGCAACGUUAAAAUUGAUUUAACACGUGGAAUGGAAAACCCUCUUGAAAGAAUUAAAUUUUUCAAGGACUACGGGAGUAAAGAAAAAUUUCCAAUCGAAAAUGAGCGAAUCAGUCAUUUGUUGCCAGCAUUCUACGAAGACAUCAUAGUGAGAGUGUACAGCAAGAAGCCUGAACUGGUGGAAGCUGUUUCUGCUGCCUUUGCAAAUUAUCAGCUCAAGACAUUUGGAAGGGAAGCACAAGUGCACGAAACUCCUAAGAAGAAGCAGCGUCUUACGCAUGAGACCCACCCUACUGACUUUAACAUGUAGAUACUAGAUAUCAACUAGUUGGCCAAAAUAAUCUUUACCAUAUGUAAUAACGCAGUGGAUGGUUCAUACGUCACAGAACCCAUCUAGUCUACUAGUUGUUUCUUUUUGCUUUUGGUGAAAAGACUGCCGGUUUCUUAACUCUUGUUAUUUAGUCAAAUGAGGGGUAUAUUUAGGGGAAAAUGUAGUAUAUAAAAUGAAAGAUACUACUUGGUACUCAAUAGUGACCAAAUUUAUGUGUAUUUCUUGGGUUGUUGGAAUUUUUGUUAGCAACAUAUGAUUCGUAUAAAAUGGAUGAUGAUAUUA
This is a messenger RNA of Medicago truncatula (barrel medic), 1822 nucleotides long. RefSeq names its product deoxynucleoside triphosphate triphosphohydrolase SAMHD1 homolog. Gene Ontology annotation, cellular component: nucleus. Bases 92 to 1519 code for a protein of 475 amino acids. Gene Ontology annotation, biological process: dGTP catabolic process. The transcript is spliced from 19 exons. The record is from RefSeq and is a predicted model, not a curated record. Gene Ontology annotation, molecular function: dGTPase activity. Lineage: Eukaryota; Viridiplantae; Streptophyta; Magnoliopsida; Fabales; Fabaceae.